ACCGCGGGAAAUCCACCUGCGAGCUGAUCACCUCCCGCAAUUUUGAUUGUGAAGUCCACCACGUCACCACCUACCAGUCGUACAUUGUUGAACUGCAUCGAAUUCCUUCAAAACCCGGAAAACCAGUUGCCCUCCUUCAAACCGGCCUGAUUGGCACCUCCGCCGAUUUUGUCAUUGGAGAAGAAAAAAUGGUGUUAGACCUGAUUACCCUGAGCAAAAGUUUGGCUUUUGAGCUGUCCAGAGCCGGCUACGACGUUUGGCUGUCUAAUAAUCGAGGCUCAGUUUACGGAAAAGGUCAUCAAAAUUUGAGCAGUGAAAGUGGUGAUCCGCAGUUUUGGAAGUUUAGCUUUGAUGAGAUUGCCCGUUAUGACGUCCCGGCGGUGAUUGACUACGUUCUCAAUCAGACAAAACAAGAAAGCCUUCACUACAUUGGCCACUCUCAAGGGGCGGCCACGAUGUUUGCGCUGCUAUCGGAAACGUCAUCUGUUAACCGGAAACUGGCCUCAUUUACUGCCAUUUCACCGGUGACAAGACUGGGCAAGGCGUCCACCUCAUUUCAACUGCUGCUCAAAACUCUAAAACCACUGCUUUACACGGGCCGUUUCGCUAAAUUUGACCACGGUCUAGUGAAGAAUCUUCAACUUUACGGGAGUUCACAACCUCCCGAGUACAAUCUCACUUUGAUUACUUUCUCAAAUCCUCUCACCGUCAUCUACUCAAACAAUGACUG
Messenger RNA from Rhagoletis zephyria (snowberry fruit fly), 730 nucleotides. RefSeq names its product lysosomal acid lipase/cholesteryl ester hydrolase-like. Gene Ontology annotation, biological process: lipid metabolic process. The record is from RefSeq and is a predicted model, not a curated record. Lineage: Eukaryota; Metazoa; Arthropoda; Insecta; Diptera; Tephritidae.